AUGGCCACCCACACCACUACUACUACAAGCACAUCCACUUCUCCCGUCGUGGCCGAUGCCGACGAUGCCACGAUCAAGACUCUCCUGGCCAGCUUCCUGCACAAUCCCGCGCUGCUGGAGAGCUUCCACGUGCCGCGGUUCAAGCUGCGCCUGGCCACCAUCCGGGCCUGGGGCGUGCGCGAGGGCGACCACCUCCUGGACAUUGGCUGCGGCCAGGGCGAGUCCUCCGUCGCCCUCGCCGCCCUCGUCGGCGACCGCGGCCACGUCACCGCCAUCGACACGGCCUCCAUGGACUACGGCCACCCCUUCACCAUGCGCGCCGCCCACGACCACCUCCGCCAGUCCGCCCUCGGCCCGCGCGUGACCUUUCACCAGGCCGACGCGCAGUCCUUCUUCGCCGAGCAGCAGCAGACGGCGCCGCGGCUGGACGCGGCGGUGCUCUGCCAGAGCCUGUUCUACUUCCCCGGCGAGCACGAGGUGCGCGCGCUGUUCGCGACGCUGCGCGCGGCGGGCACGUCGCCGGUGUACGUGGCGGAGUGGUCGUACGUGCCGUCGCGCGAGGCGCAGACGGCGCACGCGCUGGCGGCGACGGCCCAGCGGCUGUUUUACCGGUACCGGUACCGGCCGGAGGCGGGGAGGGAGGACCCGCGCGAGCAGAACGUGCGCGGCGGCGUGGAUAAGAGUGCGAUACUGCGCGCGGCGGCGGCGGCGGGCUACGGGCUGGCGAGGGAGGCGCUGAUCACGCCCGAGGAGGACAUGCGCGAGGGCGAGUUUGAGGUCCGGUUCACGCUGGGCGAAGUGUUCAGGCAGCGCGUUGCGGAGGCGGAGCUGUCGGGGGAGCAGAGGGCGGAGAUUGUGGCGGCGAUCGAGAAGUUGGAGGCGGAGAUGAAGAAAGAGCUGUACAAGGAUGGCACGGGUAUCAUGUCCAUGGAUGUGUGGGCUGCCGUGUUUGAGCUGGACAAGUAG
Cordyceps fumosorosea ARSEF 2679 is the source of this 966-nucleotide messenger RNA. RefSeq lists its product as hypothetical. The record is from RefSeq and is a predicted model, not a curated record. The coding region runs from base 1 to 966 and encodes 321 amino acids. NCBI's taxonomy places the organism in Eukaryota, Fungi, Ascomycota, Sordariomycetes, Hypocreales, Cordycipitaceae. The transcript has a single exon.